This is a messenger RNA of Acanthosepion pharaonis, 483 nucleotides long. Lineage: Eukaryota; Metazoa; Mollusca; Cephalopoda; Sepiida; Sepiidae. The record is from the annotation of a GenBank genome assembly.
AUGGCGUUUUUGCCUAAUCCUUUUCGUAUUUCUUUUCUUUUUUUUCUUUCUUUCUUUCUUUCUUUCUUUUUUCUUUUCUUUUAUUCCCUAAUUGAUUUGUUUUUCAAUCUUUACUUAUUUUCCCUCAGUUUUUGCCUAAUCCUUUUCUUUUUGCCUAAUCCUUUUCGUAUUUCUUUCUUUCUUUCUUUCUUUCUUUCUUUCUUUCUUUCUUUCUUUCUUUCUUUCUUUCUUUUUAUUCCUUUUUGCCUAAUCCUUUUCGUAUUUCUUUCUUUCUUUCUUUCUUUUUUUUUUUCUUUCUUUCUUUCUUUCUUUCUUUCUUUCCUUUUUUCUUUCUUUCUUUCUUUCUUUUAUUCCUUAAUUGAUUUUGUUUUCAUUCUUAUAAUUAUUUUCCCUCAGUUUUUGCCUAAUCCUUUUCGUAUUUCUUUCUUUCUUUCUUUCUUUCUUUCUUUCUUUCUUUCUUUCUUUCUUUCUUUCUUUCUUUAA